Aspergillus steynii IBT 23096 is the source of this 786-nucleotide messenger RNA. Its product is annotated as S-adenosyl-L-methionine-dependent methyltransferase. Gene Ontology annotation, molecular function: methyltransferase activity. The transcript has 5 exons. The record is from RefSeq and is a predicted model, not a curated record. Lineage: Eukaryota; Fungi; Ascomycota; Eurotiomycetes; Eurotiales; Aspergillaceae. The annotation marks the transcript as partial.
CUGCAGCAUCUGCUCUUCCAUCUGACACUUGGGGGCAAAUUAUUUUGCUCGCCAGUUCACGACAAACCGAAGGAUGUUCUACACGUUGCCACAGGGGAUGGAACCUGGGUGCUGGAUUUUGCCUAUCGAAACCCCGCCACAUCCAUAAUCGCCAGGAAUCUAGCUCAGGGCACGAAAAAAAGCCCUCCAAACGUCGUAUUCGAAACCGACGAUGCCAACAAAGCCUGGACAUACAAGCAACAAUUUGACUUCAUCCACUGUCGUCAGCAACACCGAACAUUGAAUGAACAGACCUUCUUCGAGCAGGGAUGGAAAUUCCUUCACCCCGGCGGCUGGUUGGAAAUGCAAGAGCUCUGCAACCCGCUCCGCAGCGACGAUGGAACGCUCACCGCAGACAGCGCCCUAUCUCGAUGGGGCCAGCUGCUUGUGGAAGCCUCGACCAAAAUGGACCGACCGGCCGACAACCCGACGCGGUAUGCCAGCUGGAUGCAGGCGGCUGGUUUCACGAACGUAGAAACAAUCGUGUACAAGUGGCCCACGAAUCCGUGGAGCCAGGAUGAAAGGGAGAAGCUGAAGGGACUGUGGAACCUAUACAACGUUUUGGAGAGGCUGCGUGAGUUUACGAGCAUGUUGCUUACGAAGGUCCUGGGCUGGAGCCAGGAAGAUGUCGAUUCUUUGUUGGUGGAUGUGCGAACUGAGCUGCAGGACCCUAAUGUGCACGUUUACUGGCCUGUGUACGUUGUUUACGGACAGAAGCCGCUGGUUGAGGAGGCAGAUCAGGCCUGA